Molecule: messenger RNA, 3080 nt
Organism: Moneuplotes crassus
Lineage: Eukaryota; Ciliophora; Spirotrichea; Euplotida; Euplotidae
Source: the annotation of a GenBank genome assembly
AUGGAUAAUGAGCAGCUGGAAUUGGACCGUUCGGGUUCCCAGAACGAAUCUUCCUGAAGUGAGGUUGAGGAACUGAGUCAGAGGAAAUUUACACGGAGACAGAAAGAUAAGAGGAAGACCUUGGGGUCUUUGAGACAUUUAUUUAAAACAAAUUUAUCUGAAACUGCCAUGCAUCUGUACUCAAGAAGGUCAGAAUUCGAAGAAAUAUUUCAUAAGAUAGGAAUCCAAGAAUGUAUGUUCAAAAAGACUAAGGAGGAAAAGGAGAAGAGGUUUGUAACCUUUUCUGAUGUCAAGAAAAUUCUUCGCAAAAAUGCAGCUGAAAGGAAGUAUUCUCACAUCCAAGAUCUGUCAUAUUAUUUUAGAAAUAAUCCUUAUUUUAUUAAAUAUGAAGAAGAGAACGGUCUUGAAAAUCUGCAUUUACUUUAUAAAGCAAUGAAGUACCAAACGGUCGGAAAAAACAAAUUUGUUAUUAAGUAUGGAGAGGUUGGAACCAAGUUUUAUAUCAUUUUGAGAGGAUCUGUGAGUGUCCGCAUCCCAUCAAAAAUAACCAUGGAGCUCUCAUUUAGAGGCCUCCUUGAGAUGUUGGUGGAGAAUGAGGCUUGGAUCGUUGACAAUGAGAAAUUUGGAGCAGUUUUGACGAUAAUCCAGCGUCUGAUCCCUGAAAUUGUUCAGACGAGCUAUAAAACCAAACUUAAUUUUAAACUUACUAAAAAAAUACUUGCUGGAGAGAAGAGAGUAGACUCAAUGCGUAAGUAUGGAGCCAAGCUUCCUAGUUUUCAAGAUCUACAAUAUGAUGAUCCCUACUAUGUCGCUCCUCAAGAAGAUUCGAAAGAAAUUAGUUUCGAUCUCAUGCACAAAGUGGCUACUCUUCGAGUAGGAGUUGGUUUCGGAGAGCUUGCUCUAAUGAAUGAUUCUCCAAGAGCCGCUACUAUCAUGACAGAGGAGGAUUGCCAAUUUGCCAUUAUCAACAAAAUCGAUUUCAAGACGGUAAUGGAUAAGAUUUACAAGUAAAAGAUAUGCAGACACUGUAAGCUUCCUCUCACAGUUCAAUUUUCUGAACUAUUUAACGAGAAAAACAAAGGAGAAACUAUGCCAUCAUUUUAUCGUUGAGAAAUGAGGUGUUGGCCAGAAGAUCAUUUGCGAAGGAUCUCCUCUAGGAUACAUUUAUCUGAUUAAAAAUGGCGAGUUUGAGGUCACCAAAUCGGUCUUUGUCAACCCCAAUCUAGGCAAGUUAAAGUAAAUUUAAAAUUUUAGGAUUUGAUCAUUCUGAAAAACUCAAAUAUUUGAAGAUAUACUCAAGGAAACAGCAAAAAUAUCUUGAAAAGCUACAAAACGCGAGUUUCAAACAUCUGAUAUCAAGUGAGAACAUACCUCUUCAGAAAAUAAAGGAAGGAUUUGACUACAAGAAGCAAAUGAUUAAGAUAUCAAAGAUAGGGAAUUACGAGUGUUUUGGACUGAUAGAAGCUGUUUUUUCAUGCCCAUACUCCAUAACCAACAUCAAGUGCCUCUCAAAGGACUCGAUAUUAUACAAGAUAAAACGAGAAGAGUUCUUCUUGAAGGUGCACUACAACUCUGAAAUCCUUAUUGACACUGUUAAACAGAGAAUGAGUUUAUUAUCGAGAAGGUUGCUCAAAGUAUAUGAGACUCUUAAUCAAUUUGAAAGUGAGAUACAUGACACAAUUUCUUCAGAGUACGAUCCUCCCAAAGCUUCUACACGGAAGAGGAACACUGUUACAUUUCAAUACACUCAUAGCCAGAUGGCAGCACCAGAGCCAGAACCGGCAAAAGCCAUUGGAAAGAGUUCUUUUAGCUAUUUGAUGCUGACUCAGAAGGACAAGUCAGAAGAAAAUGAAACUGCUAAGGAAGUAAGUACCUGCUUUACUAAAACUUGAAGUGAGAAAGUUUAUUAUCUUUGAUGCUUUUCUGGUAAUGCAAAAGAAGGAAAAUAGAGAGAAGAUAGAUCUAAAUACAGUUGCAAGCAAGGUCUCGAAUAGUGAUGAAGAAGAUCAUUCAGGAAUAGAAGAAAAGAAGGGUCAAUUUUUGGAAGUAAAGGAACCCCAUAAUAAGAAUCGCAGAAAAUCAGUGAUGAUUGACCAAAUCAAGGCUCAAGAAUCUUUCAAAGGUUUUGGGAAGCAAGAUAUUAUUAUAUGUAAUGAUGAUAUCCAUGAUUAUCAGAAUUCAAAUUCAAGAAUAGAAAAAUAAUACCAAAAAUCAACAUCAAUCUUCAACAUCAAUACAUCGAGGCUUGCUUAACAACUCAACAUCAUUCAACACCAUCAUUCACAAUUCUUCCAAACAAGACAAAAAGGUCAUAAUUAAACUCACACAACCCCAAAAUUCAAAAUCCAAAAACCCAAGCACAUAUCUCCCUAAGUUCUCGUCACAGAACAUGCCUAAACCCUCCUUAAAUCCAUCUCAAAAUCCAAAACCACCUAUUCACUCCCCCAAGCUAACCUCCCAGCCAAUCAAUGCUCCCUUCACUCCUAUUCCAAAACAAAAUUCAAAACCCAGUUCACCCUUUAGUCCAAUCCCUUUUUCUACAUUAUUUAGAGGCAAAACUAGAUUUAACGAUCUGAUGGCAUAUUUACCAAAGAUAUCUUCUACAAUUAUGAUAAGCAAGCGGAAAGAACUUAGAGUGGGAUCUCCAAUAGAACAAAAGACUCAGUUGAAGGAGAAGCUCUGCAUGAGCCCGAAGCGAGUGAGAAGCACACAGAGACUACCUGUUUCUAGUUGAAAGCCAACCCCCACAUUCCCCCCUCGGGCCCACCCCAAACCCUCCCAUUACAGAACAACUAAAAAACUAUCCACGCCUUAUUCCCACCUCCGGCCUGCCCUAUCCCCCCUAAGAAUACACCAGUGCCGAAGGAAGGACCAGAAAUGUACGAACAAACAUGCAGAUAAAGCUAAAUCACCGGUGGUUAUGAGUAACCCCAGAAUAUCACCGAUUCAUGUACAAAUUGGGCUGCAGAAUGUCAGGAGUCAGGAAAGGUUAUUCACAAAGAGGAUUCAGUCUCAGAUAUAUCUGAUGAGAAUUCAGACCCUUCAUUCGAAUCAGUAAUUCAAUCUAGGCCAUUUAGUAA